AUGGAAAACGAAGACAACUUGGAGGUAGAGCUCAAAUCCCAGGGUUCUUCCAGGAGCUUAAUCCAGGAUGAGUCAGCAGAAUCCUUCAAUUCCCCUUCUGUGGAGACGCUGUUACAUAGUUUGAGGGUCACCAAAACCGGUCAGGAUGACAAGUUUGCCCGUAUCAUGAAUGCGCUGGGGGAGUUUGGCACAUUCCAGCAGAGGCUGGUGGCCCUCACCUUCCUCCCCAGCAUCCUGGCAGCCUUCUUCAUGUUUGCUGACGUCUUCACGUUCACACCCCAGAAACCCUAUUGCAACACCAGCUGGAUCCUGGAAAUAGGUCCGAACCUAUCGGAGGCUGAGCAGCUGAACCUGACCCUGCCCCGUGAUACCACGGGUAGAUUCACGACAUGCCUCAUGUACACGCCUGUCACCAGGGAUCUGAAGUCUAUCAUCCAGUUUGGCCUCAACUACACAGAGUCAUGCUACAAUGGGUGGAUCUACCCUCGGAGCAGGAUUCGGUCGUUGAUCAAUGAGUUUGACUUGGUGUGUGAUGAGGAAUUUAACAUGGACACCAUGAAGACCAUAUUCCUGGCUGGCCUUCUGAUAGGGUCGUUCCUGUUCGGGUUAAUAAGUGACAGGAUCGGCCGCUACCCCUCCAUCCUGCUGUCGAUCCUGGGGCUGAUGGUCUUCGGCUUCGGGACGGCCUUCGUCAACAGCUUUCAACAGUACCUGUUAUUCCGCUUCGGGGCAUUCCAGGCGCUGAUGGGCUACUGCAUCAGCAGCGUAGCUUUAACUACUGAGUGGCUAACAGGGGAGCACCGGGCCCACGCAGUCAUCCUGGAGCAAUGCUUUUUGUCUUUGGGGGCUUUGUUCCUGAUGGCGCUGGCCUACAGCCUCCCCCACUGGCGACUGCUGUUCCUGCUGGGCGGGGCCCCCGUGUUCUCCCUCAUCUCCUUCAUCUGGGUCCUCCCAGAGUCCCCUCGGUGGCUGAUUACGAGAGGGAAGAUGCGGGCUGCCAAGCAGGUGCUGUGCUACGCAGCCAGUGUGAACAAGAAGACGAUUCCUUUGAGUCUUCUGGACAAGCUACAGGUACCUGAAAAGAACGUGCGACAGGCCUCAGUCCUGGACUUCUAUAACAAUAGGCACCUUCGCAAGAUAACCUUUGUGAUGGGCUGUGUGUGGUUCACGGUCAGUCACAACUACUUUACCAUGAAAUUCAGGAUGCAGAGUUUCGGUGUGAACAUCCACAUCAACAAUAUAAUUCCUUGCAUCAUAGAGGUGCCCGCCCGGCUAUGCUGCAUCUUUCUCCUCGAGCGGAUCGGGAGGAAGUGGAGCCUCGUUGUGACUGUCUUCCAAUGCACCUUCUUAAACUUGCUUAUCCUUAUCUUCCCCUCAGGCCUCCCCUGCCUGGCCUGAUGCGGGGGUGGCCCCAAACUCAGGUGGUCACAUUGUCUGGCCACAGAGUCGAAAUCCAUCAUGCUCUUGAUUGUUCUGCUCGGACAACUCAGCCUGACUGCCUCAGUCACUGUGGUCUUCAUCUACACAGCUGAGCUCCUCCCUACCGUCCUCAGGGCAACAGGUCUAGGGCUGGUGUAUCUGGCCUGGGUGUCUGGAGCCAUAUUAUCCCUGACACUCAUCAGCCAGAGCCUCACCACCAUUUCCAGUUCUCUCUGCUUCAUCUCCGCCAUUUGCGUCCUGCUGCUCUGCUCCAUACUUCCGGAGACGUGUGGCCGGCCCCUUGUCGACUGUCUGGAGGACUACUCCUCUCAGGGGAGGUGGGUGUGUGAGGCCCCUGGGCUCUGGGACUUAGCACAGAGAGGAUGUCAGGUGCUGUCCAACCCUGCUUUUUUCCCCAAAGGGUCAGUGACAGAAGAACCACUGUGUCCAGCACAAGCUCCCCAGCUCUUCUGGACACUGACACCCAGUCCAUCCGGUCCAGCUUCUGCUCCUCCAUCCUGCCUGACUCUUCUGACCCAGCCUGGACUAGCUCGUUCCAUAAAAGGAGCUGGGAUUUGCCGUCCGGGGACGUGUCGUGUGUUGACGAGUCUGAAGAAGUGGUGAAGAACACUAUGCUCAACAUGAUGAUCAGUGUGAACCCCAAAGAGACCACGAACGGACAGGAUGACUGAGGGCCAGGCCCUCAGGUGAUCUCCACAGAGUUGAGUGGCUGGGUAUGAGGCUGUGUAUUCUAGGCCGCACAUUCAGGGCCUAGUUUAAGUUGGGAGGCAGGCCAGUCCUCGAGAUCCAAAAGUGGCAUCUUCACAGAGAGCUAAGGUGUGAUGAAUUCUAAUAAAGCUGCCCUGUUGGCCUUGAGACGACUACAUCAAAUCAUCUUUAUCUGGAGACCCGGAG
Artibeus jamaicensis (Jamaican fruit-eating bat) is the source of this 2334-nucleotide messenger RNA. It is a transcript of the gene SLC22A14, whose product is annotated as solute carrier family 22 member 14. The record is from RefSeq and is a predicted model, not a curated record. Gene Ontology annotation, biological process: transmembrane transport. NCBI's taxonomy places the organism in Eukaryota, Metazoa, Chordata, Mammalia, Chiroptera, Phyllostomidae. Gene Ontology annotation, molecular function: transmembrane transporter activity. Gene Ontology annotation, cellular component: membrane. The transcript has 10 exons.